AUGUCCAGUGACGACCCCUGGUCGAACGCCGAAUUCGCCAUCGGAUUCAGUCGUCCCUUCCUCAAUUUUUUGGGCGUCUGGCCGUACAAUGAUUCGGAACACUCGAAGAUUCACAAGAUUUUUUCGGAUUUCCGAUUUUACUUCGUACUGAUGCUGUGUCUAAACAUCAUUCUGAUUCCGCAAACGACCAAAUUGUACUUCGCGGAAGGCGAUCUCGAUCUGAUCAUCGACAUCCUCUCGACCGCAGUCCUACCCAUUGCCGUGGCUUGCAUGAAGAUCGUCGCCAUGCGGUAUAAUUCCGAGGCUCUGAGUGAUCUACUCGACCAGAUCUACGCAGACUGGCAGCGAUCCGUAACCCGCCAACCCGAUCGAAUCCUUCAAAUGCUCUUGAACGCCCGAUCGGGCCGUCGGAUCGCCAUCCUCUGCAUCGGCGUCGCCUACUCGACCUCCGCCAUUUUUCUCGUCCUUCGCCUCGUGGUGAUGUCGCGCAAGCAGGAGCAGAGCUUCCUCAUGGAGUCGCACUUCCCCGCGGCCUGGAUGCUCUCGCCCUGGUUCGAGACGCUCUGGUUCCUCCAGGGCGUCACUACUUCCAGCAGCUGA
Molecule: messenger RNA, 600 nt
Organism: Trichogramma pretiosum
Lineage: Eukaryota; Metazoa; Arthropoda; Insecta; Hymenoptera; Trichogrammatidae
Exons: 3
Coding region: 1-600 (199 amino acids)
Source: RefSeq, a predicted model, not a curated record